ACACACCCCCACUCCUAAUCUCCGCACGCUCUCUCCACACACACACUCAUCCACUCACUCCGACUGGGCACCAGAGUGCAAGUGGCAGCAAGGCUCUCUCUGUGUCGAGUGUUGUUUGCGAGCACCUAUUUGCGUGACUGAGCGAGCGAUCCGUUAACUCUUUCAUUGAUAGACAGCCUGCAUACCUGAUCGUGGUAUGUUAACUGACGCGCUCUGCAUUACACACACGCACACACCGAUCUGCUAAAUUAGCGCAUACACAACACGCGUCUCUAACAACACACAUGUUGAGAAGUGUAACAUUAAACGUAAUGAUAAAGCAUAGAGUCUAGUUAACUUGUCUAUACACACACACACGUGUACACAGUUAGACACCCAACACGCGUGUAGACUGACUUACUGCCCGUGUGUUUAACUUGGUAAUCCUAAAGUGUGCAUUGGCGCAGAUGUGUCCGUGCGUAAUUAGACACUAAACUGACCCCUGCGUACUCGAUUGACUGAGGAUGUCCUUACGGCCACAGAGGCUUACGGGGUUGAGAGUCCUGCAGAGGUGAGAUGAAGUGAUGGACAUCAUCACCAACGUCAACACAAAUAGCAGCAGCAGCCGCCGCACUACAGCCGUGGCAAUAAUCGCUAACUGAUAGAACCUCUGCAAAGCUCGCCCGCGUGCCGCCGCCGGGGUGAGCCGCGCACGCGCUCGGCCCCCGGCCAUGACGGCGAUGGGCGGCGCGGUGCGCAAGGCGUCUCUGCUGGCGUGCGGCGGUGGCCAGCGCUACGCCUCCGUGGACGAGGAGGACAUCACCUCGGACCUCAUGCUCGACAUGAGCGGGCGCAAGAUUCGGCGCGCGCCGCCGCAGCUCUGCGCUCUGGGCCACAUCGUGAAGCUCUACCUGAGCAACAACCGCCUGCGCGAGCUGCCCGAGGAGUUCGGCUUCCUGAGCUCGCUGCGCAUCCUGGCGCUCGACUUCAACAAGUUCGAGGAGUUCCCGCCGGUGCUGUGCCGCCUCACCGAGCUGUGCCGCCUCUACCUGGGCAGCAACCUCCUGCAGGACCUGCCGGACGAGAUGCGCAGCCUCGUCAACCUCAAGGCGCUGUGGCUCGAGGGGAACUACCUGCGCCACCUGCCGCCGGUGCUCUGGAAGCUGCCGCAGCUUCGUUCGCUGCAGGUGGGCGACAACCGGCUGAAGGCGCUGCCGCGGGAGCUGCGCCGGCUGGCGAGCCUGAGGGGCCUCUGGCUCUACGGCAACCGCUUCGAGGAGUUUCCCGACGUGCUGCUGCGCAUGGAACUGCUGGAGAUCAUCGACGUGGACCGCAACCGCAUCUCGGAGUUCCCCAGCCUGGAGCGGCUCACGCGCCUCAAGGUCAUCUCGUACGACCACAACCCGUGCAAGGGCCCGCCGUGCGUCGCCCCCGGCGUGUUGCUGGUGGGCGACGGCGCCGAGGAGGCCAACAGCCUCAACGCGGCAGCGGCGGCGGCGGCGGAGGACGGCGGGGACGGCGACGACGACGGAGGCGGGGGCAAUAGCGACGAGUGCGGCGUGGUGCAUCACGGCAUAUUGAAGAACGGCACGCACAGCGCCGGGCACGCCAGCGACGAAGGGAUGUAAGGGGAUUGUGCGUCACCGAUUGGUUGACGAGAGUUUAUUUUCGCGCUUGUGAUGCACGCUUUGAGUCACGCGAGUGAGAAUCUAUUAUUUAUGAUGUAUGCAAGUAAUAUGCAAAUUUAAUACAUAGGGUAAUUGAGCAAAAAAAAACUGUGCAAAAAAACACAGACGGGAACAAACGGCAAACAGAAAAAGUAAGGCAGUCAAAACGAAAUGAAAAAGGAGGAAUUCGUGAAUUGAUUUGUGAAAUGGCGUCGUGACAAUUCGUCGAAUGGCUGGGGAUGUGGAUUGCUACGUGGCUGGCACAGGAGCGGUGUUUCGGGGCUGACGUGGGACAGGCGUGUCCUUGCACAGACCGCCGCCGGGCAGGUGUCACCAACUUCUGGCGAACGAGUCUCUCAACUUUCACGGGCAAUUCUGGCACUCCUUGUGUCUGUUGGUGGUCCAGAUCAAUCCAGUAAGCUGAAAUUAAACAUUGCCGUGACAGGGGCUUGUUAAUAUAUAUUCCUAAUCCACCUCGUAGCGAUUUAAGAAACAUCCUUGACACAGCUGUGAAUGGCAGCGCCUCCAGUGGCUGCAGGGUUGACGUGACCCAAUUGCAUAGAAGAUGAAUGACUCAAGAAGCGUUGGUUCUUACACACGGAAUUCCAUACAUGCGUUGCGAGCUUAACAAUCAAUAUUGACCGAUGCACCGAUAGCAGUAUUACACCCCCAACAAUGAUUGUUGGGUAUCGAUGAACCUUCAUUAUUGCUUAAAAACUCACCACAUUCGUCAAUAACAAUGCCCCAAAUUACAAUAGGCGACGUUUCUGACAAAUGGCCCUUCUGCAUAAGCACGGGUCCAUUUCUCGAAGUGUCGUUUGUCGUAUAUAUUUUUGUUUCUGUUAGUUGUGCUUGUGCACCACUGACAGUGCAGUUUCAGCACCACCAGAUAAUGUAUUUAUUGUAACUUAGUUUGUUUCAGUAUGUGAUCAGAUUACCGAUGCUUGCCACACGUACGAGCUGAUUACUCUCUAUCAUUAUGUCCGUUGUUGUUUUGUUAUUGAUAACGAUUCACGAACAACGACGACGACGAUGACGAUGGGGAAGUUCUGGAGUCAGUAGCUCGGGUCAAUGUGAGGAGAGCAGCACACAGAUCACAACACAGCUGCCCCCCCCAGUCGAGCAAUAACUUAAGGUAAUCAUGACAGUAACGAUGCAAUCAGAUUACACGAGCGUAUGGAAAAUAAUUGAUUACGCAAUGUUCCUUCUAAACCAUUGAGCAAUCGGUAACGUCAAAACAAUCGCGGACAUGCGCGGCCAAUGCCACAACGCACACUGAUCGACGCUGUGGAGCGGUAGUGCAACGGUUGGCGCCCUGCGCUGCGCUACGAACCUGGUGACCCGAGUUGGAUUCCUGCUCACAGCCAACAUCAGUGAUAUCUGACCUGCGCCUGGUAGUGCACACCUGCUUUCCCGAUUAAUCGUAGCACACGUGCAACUACAGUAAUGUAUAUACGCACAAAGACAAAUAUCCCCCGUAUAGCCUUUGCAGACUGUUGUGGCAAGUGCUGUUAAUGUGCACUUACUAAAGCUGGCACACGAGGGGGUGGGUGGCCAGCACGAUGCCCGACCCACUUUGCCUUCCCAGUGCUGAUGUUUAUAAACUGUAUCAGGUACUCAUUUGAGGCUGAGUCGACCCAGGGGAGGCCCAGAACCGGUUCAGAUAUUCGUCAAUGGUUUUGGCCGUUAGCGGGAAUCCAACUCAGGUCACCGCGUUCGCAGCACAGCGCGCUAACCGCUGCGCAACCGCUCCCCACCACCGACACAACCACCACCACCACUACUACCACACAUGGCCACAACCAGUGUUGGGACACCUGCUGUUGUCUGCUGACGCAGGCACCAGCGGUGCCCAUUAUUCCCUCCGGGGUGGCGUGUGCGUCAUCCCACACUUCCUCGCACCUCACAUGCUACUUCCAACAACAACAGCGAUUACAAUGCAGCAGCAGCAGCAACAGCAAUAAUAAUGAGAGUGCAAUGUCCAUUUUCUAUUCAGCAAAGCUUCACCGAGUCUAAAGACUCACUUUCAGGAGGGCCCUGCCACAUGGGGAUAUUUUGACUAAUCCUUACUGGAAACCUUUAAAGUUCCCGGACAAAACCCAUGCCUCAUACAUGGGCAGAUAGCACCCACAAUCCCGCACGGAUCGUUUGGCAGCUCACUUGCUAUGCUCCCUUCACCACCUCGUCGCCUCGCGAGGUGCGCCUCUCACACAUAUACUGAUCUCGGUAUGACCCACCAACCCCCGGUCACCAAUAUUUAACUCCGAAACUUUCGGUGAAUCUCAACAUCACAAUCGCCGGUCGGGAUAAGUGUGCAUCUCGAUGUUUAUGCACCUGUUUUUUUAUAUCAAGCGAUGAUGGGGGGGGGUUUGCGUGUGGUUGGAUUUGUAACAAAUCUUUUUUUCUUUUCAACCGUAGGGUAAAUAUGCAAUUUUGACUUGCAGCCUUUAACCGACUGUACGGUUUCGUUGAGCGUUUGUACGAUUCGCAACGGCGGCAAUGAAACGCCGGGCGGUGAGUGUUCCACUCCGGUAGCGGGGAUUUUUAAUCUACCUGUAAACACAUGUACAGCACCGUCAAUAUUUAUUCCUUAAAGCACAACAAAGUGCACCAUAUUGUACGAACUUACAUGGUCACCCUGAACGAUACGAGUUUCAAUGGCGAUGAGCGCGAGGAUUAUAAUGAUGAUGCUGACGAAGCUGAUCUGUGGUGUAGCCGUCGAGUGUGCAGGGUUGUAUUGGGGCCCAACAAGGACCCGAGAGGCCCAGACGCCAAGCUAUGAAGACGAUGGGUGAAUUGGACAGUCCCCCCCCCCCCCCCCAUUUAAUUCCUUGCACCAGGGUCCAUGCCAAUCAUGCUAUACCACUGAUGCUGAUGACAAUGAUGCCGAUUUUAAUGAUGAUGAUCAUCAUAAUGCUGCUACUGGUGAUGCCGAUGAUUAUGUCUACACAUUAAUUUUGUGACAGUUGCUGUGAUACCUCUUUGGUGUGUUGUGUCCACUCAUAUGACAUCAGCACGGCAUCACUCGGGUUUGCGGGAGUCACAGUGAGAAUGCUACAGCCUAUUCUAUUUUUGUCCCCAAAACCGUUUUUGCAGAUGUUAUUAAACAAUAUCGCUCGAAGAUUUUAAA
This is a messenger RNA of Lethenteron reissneri (Far Eastern brook lamprey), 4776 nucleotides long. RefSeq names its product leucine-rich repeat-containing protein 10B-like. The record is from RefSeq and is a predicted model, not a curated record. Gene Ontology annotation, cellular component: cytoplasm. Gene Ontology annotation, molecular function: protein binding. Lineage: Eukaryota; Metazoa; Chordata; Hyperoartia; Petromyzontiformes; Petromyzontidae.